Bipolaris zeicola 26-R-13 is the source of this 381-nucleotide messenger RNA. RefSeq lists its product as uncharacterized. NCBI's taxonomy places the organism in Eukaryota, Fungi, Ascomycota, Dothideomycetes, Pleosporales, Pleosporaceae. The transcript has a single exon. The annotation marks the transcript as partial. The record is from RefSeq and is a predicted model, not a curated record.
UAUCGGAAACAUGGUCACGCUGCUGUACUCUCCUCGGCGAGGUUUUAUAUUGUCAAGAUUUUCCAUCCAAGUGUCACAAUCCAUUUUGGGGCGCCAUGUUGUGUACCAAGUCAUGCCCUGAUACUCUGCAAGAGUGUGGCACGUCGUGUACUGAGAGCCUACCCCGGUCCCCUUCUGGCAGAUGUAGGUCUCUUCGGCCUUGAGUUCCGCGCAAAGACAUGCAACACGGCUCGCUUGAAUGUCAUGACGUCUCCAAUAGCUAUGCAUAGAAAACUAGGGGUAUCAUUAGGGAAGGUGGUUGAAACCAGCCAUGUAAAACGGCUUUCAAAUCACAUGAGUGGCGGUGUCCUAUCGUCUGCAAACCAUCAUAGGCUGCGAUGA